GUUGAAAGGAAGCAUACCAAGGUGGAGGCUUACCCAGAUGACAAGCUUAGUGCGCGAGUCUCUCUCCCUUAUAACCCUUCUUCCACUUCCGUGUCUUUUACGAGUUAGAUUUCUCAUUCGUCAUGGAACAACACAUUCACUCUCUCUCUCUUUAGUGAUUUUUUCGAUUUGAUUGACAAACACAACGAACCAAAGUUAACUACUUUAGAGAGAGAGAGAGAGAGAGAGAGAGAGAGAGAUGGAGAGUGAAGGAAGAAGAGAAGGAGGAGAGAGAGAAACAACAGCAGCGACGAGGAAGGUGGAGGGUGCUGAGAGAAGAUACAAAGGAAUAAGGAUGAGGAAGUGGGGCAAGUGGGUCGCUGAAAUUAGAGAACCCAAUAAGCGUUCAAGGAUUUGGCUCGGUUCCUAUUCUACCCCUGUCGCCGCCGCACGUGCCUACGACACGGCCGUCUUUUACCUCCGGGGACCCUCCGCACGCCUCAACUUCCCGGAGCUUCUCGUCAGAGAAGGCCCGGCCGCCCUAGUCGCCGGCUGCGACAUGUCAGCGGCUUCUAUUAGGAAGAAGGCCACCGAGGUCGGUGCUAGAGUCGAUGCUCUUCAGGCAACCCUUCACCACCACUACGUGCCCCCGCGGCAACUUCUCUCUGGCGGUGGUGGUGGGUCCGGGGAUUUCCCGGUGCGGGUUGUUGACCUGAAUAAGAUGCCUGAACCCGAGAGUUCGGACUGUGAGUGGGAUGUGAAUUGAAGGAAAAAAAAGUACAUGUUUUCUUAUUCGGUUGCUAAGCGCGGGUUGAGGCAAAGUGAUGUUGUUGAUGAGGCCUAUGGUGGUGUGGAGUACUGUACUGUAUCUUAUUCCUUCAAUUUUCUCUCUUGGGUCUUGGCUAGUUUUUUUUUUUUAGAUAUUACAAAAGAAAUUUUGGCGUUGUAAAAAUAUAUUAAAUGUAAAUUAACUAGUCCAGUAGCCACUUCUUUUUCUUCUUAGUUA
Glycine soja is the source of this 985-nucleotide messenger RNA. RefSeq names its product ethylene-responsive transcription factor ERF011-like. The record is from RefSeq and is a predicted model, not a curated record. Gene Ontology annotation, biological process: regulation of DNA-templated transcription. Gene Ontology annotation, molecular function: DNA binding; DNA-binding transcription factor activity. Bases 239 to 745 code for a protein of 168 amino acids. The transcript has a single exon. NCBI's taxonomy places the organism in Eukaryota, Viridiplantae, Streptophyta, Magnoliopsida, Fabales, Fabaceae.